Messenger RNA from Thlaspi arvense, 1292 nucleotides. Lineage: Eukaryota; Viridiplantae; Streptophyta; Magnoliopsida; Brassicales; Brassicaceae. The record is from the annotation of a GenBank genome assembly.
CGUGGGCCAUAUGUAAUCAAUUAUAGUUACAAAAAAAGAAAGACUUUCAACUCCAACACCUCCAAGAUUUUAUAAAUACAAACCCUUCUUCAGUCUUCUCACAAACCACAUACCAAAACAAGACAUAAACAAUCCAAACAAUGGAACUUUUACUUCCACACCCAUCAAACUCAACACCACUCACCGUCCUCGGCUUCUUAGACCGAGCCGCCUCCGUCUACGGUGACUGUCCCUCCAUCCUCCACACCACAAACACCGCCCACACUUGGUCCGAAACCCACAACCGCUGUCUCCGAAUAGCCUCGGCUCUCACUUCCUCUUCCCUCGGCAUCAAACAAGGCCAAGUCGUCUCCGUCGUGGGCCCUAAUGUCCCGUCCGUCUACGAGCUUCAGUUCGCCGUCCCAAUGUCCGGGGCCAUCCUAAACAACAUCAACCCUCGCUUAGACGCACACGCACUCUCUGUCAUCCUGCGUCACAGCGAAUCCAAGCUCGUUUUCGUCGACCACAACUCCAUCUCUUUAGUCCUCGAAGCAGUCUCGUUCUUGGGACAGCACGAGAAACCCCACCUCGUCCUCCUCCAUGAUGACGAUGAUUCUUCCUCUGCUUCGGCCGCAUCGGACUUUCUUGACACGUACGAAGGGAUCAUGGAGAGAGGAGACUCAAGAUUCAAGUGGAUCCGUCCACAAACUGAGUGGAAACCGAUGGUGCUCAACUAUACUUCUGGAACGACGUCGUCUCCCAAAGGAGUAGUGCUUAGCCACAGAGCAAUCUUCAUGCUCACUGUUAGCUCCUUGCUUGACUGGUCCUUACCAAACCGGUCGGUUUACCUUUGGACCUUACCGAUGUUCCACGCUAAUGGUUGGGGUUACACUUGGGGCACCGCUGCUAUCGGAGCCACAAACGUUUGCACACGGAGAGUUGACGCGCCAACUAUUUAUGACUUGAUCGAUAAGCAUCACGUGACCCACAUGUGUGCCGCACCGAUGGUUCUCAACAUGCUGACUAACUACCCCACCCGUAAACCGCUCAAAAAUCCGGUUAAGGAAGCUGCGGUGGUGGCUAAACCGGAUAAGAUGUGGGGAGAGACUCCGUGUGCUUUCGUGAGCUUGAAGUAUGAUAAUAACAAUGGUGAUGGGUCAGUGACUGAGAGGGAGAUUAGGGAGUUUUGUAAAACGAAGCUGCCUAAGUAUAUGGUUCCGAGGAAUGUGAUUUUUCAGGAGGAGCUUCCAAAGACUUCUACUGGAAAAAUUCAAAAGUUUCUUCUCAGGCAAAUGGCAAAGUCACUGCCUUGA